AUGGCGAAUUUGGAUCACACUCACUUCUCCGACGACGACGACAAUGACGAUUUCGAACUUCCUCUUACUCAACCUCUUUCCCUUUCCAACAAUCAACGACCAUCCAAAAAACCCAAAACCAAAACGACACCGUUUCCUGGCAAAGAGAAUAUUCCCCCUUUCUCUCCCAUUCACAAUCACAGUGACAGUUAUGAUAUCGGUAACUGUAGCUUGGAUUUCAUUUCUUCCACCUUAGAUUCUGAUGCCACAGUUCAAGGUUUAGAGUCAAAGCUGGUGGUGUCGAGAACUAACGUGUUUGGUUAUGGAGAGUCGAGUUCAAAGGGGAGUUUGCGCGAUGAAUUUGAUGGUUCUGUUGAUUGUCCUCUAUGUGGUGAUGAUAUUUCUAAUUUAACGGAGGAAGAGCGGAAUCUUCAUACCAAUCAAUGUCUUGAUAAUACCAGAGAAGAUGAUGCUCUUCCUAGUGAUGAGGUGGGUGCUCAAUUUGGGAUGAAAGACUCGCCUGUUGUUGAUUGGAUACGUGGUCUUGGGUUAGCUAAAUAUGAAGAAGUUUUUGUUAGGGAAGAAGUUGAUUGGGAUACCUUGCAAUGGCUGACUGAAGAGGAUCUCUUAAACAUGGGUAUAUCUGCACUUGGUCCCAGAAAAAAGAUUGUGCAUGCCUUGUCAGAACUUAGAAGAGGAAUGGCCCCUUCAAAUGAAAAUAAUGAGAAUUCUGGGAUAGAGCCCAGAAGGAUUAGAAAUCAGAAUGUCAGAUCGCAACAUGAUAAAUCUGAACGAAAAGUAGACGGUACUGUUAAACCAGUGGCAAACAAAUUGAUCACUCAAUAUUUUCCGGGAUUUGCUACCAAUGAGAAGAAAGUUUCUGCCCCUCCUGUAGAACAACCUGAAGUGAAAAACAGUGGCUCAGUUUCUGGUCGUAAGCGCAAAGCAAAAAAUAUGUCAAUAAGUACAAAGACUCGUGAUGUUCCUAAAUGGUGUACCAUACAAGGAACACCUUUCCGUGUGGACGCUUUCAAAUACUUAAGAGGAGAUUGUUCCCACUGGUUUCUUACACACUUCCACAUGGACCAUUAUCAAGGUCUCACCAAGUCGUUCAAUCAUGGAAAGAUCUAUUACUCCUCUGUUACAGCUAGACUUGUAAAUAUGAACAUAGGGAUUCCGUAUGAUAAAUUACAUAUUUUGCCUUUAAACCAAAAGGUUGAAAUAGCUGGUAUUGGCGUGACUUGCUUGGAUGCCAACCACUGUCCAGGUUCCGUAAUAAUACUCUUUCAACCUCCGAAUGGUCAGGUGGUACUUCACACAGGUGAUUUUCGUUAUUGUGAAGAAAUGGCAAACAACCCUUUCCUGCAGAUACGUCCUAUUAAUACUGUAAUUCUUGAUACCACAUACUGCAAUCCGCAAUAUGAUUUUCCAAAACAAGAGGCUGUAAUACAAUUUGUUAUUGACGCUAUCCAAGCAGAAGCUUUUAAUCCCAAGACUCUUUUUCUGAUUGGCAGCUAUACAAUUGGAAAAGAAAGGCUAUUCUUGGAGGUUACUCGUUCGCUUCGCAAAAAGGUUUAUGUGACUGCAGCAAAAUUACGCCUUUUACAAUGUCUAGAAUUUACUGAGGAGGAUAUGCAGUGGUUUACUUCAAAUGAGCAUGAAAGCAAUAUUCAUGUUGCCCCUAUGUGGACACUCGCAAGCUUCAAAAGAUUGAAGCAUAUAUCAAGUCAAUAUGCGAGUCGGUUCAGUCUUAUAGUUGCUUUUUCUCCUACUGGUUGGACAUUUGGCAAAGGUAAAAAGAAGUCUCCUGGAAGAAGGUGGCAGCAGGGUACUAUUAUAAGAUAUGAAGUUCCUUACAGCGAGCAUUCCAGCUUUACAGAACUCAAAGAGUUUGUAAAUUUUGUAUCUCCCAAUAACAUUAUACCAAGUGUGAAUAACGAUGGACCAGAAUCUGCGGACGCAAUGGUUUCUCUCCUGUCAACUUGAUUUGUACACUAAAAGGGGUUCAGUCUACCCUUGUAACAUCUGUGUUUGAGAGUCAGUAAGUUGCUUGAGCAAUAGGAGCAGCAGUAACUUUUUAUGCCAAUCACUUUUCAGAGGUAAACUUGAGUUUGCUGCUUUGCCAAAAGGUUGAAAUGUGAAAAGAGAAGAAAAUAUAUAUUUUA
Messenger RNA from Vicia villosa (hairy vetch), 2144 nucleotides. Its product is annotated as DNA cross-link repair protein SNM1-like. The transcript is spliced from 11 exons. Gene Ontology annotation, molecular function: damaged DNA binding; 5'-3' DNA exonuclease activity; protein binding. Gene Ontology annotation, biological process: protection from non-homologous end joining at telomere; double-strand break repair via nonhomologous end joining; interstrand cross-link repair. The coding region runs from base 1 to 1965 and encodes 654 amino acids. NCBI's taxonomy places the organism in Eukaryota, Viridiplantae, Streptophyta, Magnoliopsida, Fabales, Fabaceae. The record is from RefSeq and is a predicted model, not a curated record.